This is a messenger RNA of Eurytemora carolleeae, 2440 nucleotides long. RefSeq lists its product as uncharacterized. The record is from RefSeq and is a predicted model, not a curated record. NCBI's taxonomy places the organism in Eukaryota, Metazoa, Arthropoda, Copepoda, Calanoida, Temoridae.
AGAACUGCAUCAGAUGGCUCUGCCUGACUUUAGUUCUAAUGGUGUAUCACUGUGCAAGGGAACUCUAUCCGGACUCACGAAUAUUACUAGAUGGGGAGAAGCAUCUUUAGAUGAAAGACCGGAUAAAGUAUAUUUGAACAUGACCCUGCUAGUAAAGGACCUCUACGCUAUCUAUUCCUGGAACAGGAAAAAAUUAAAUGGAGAUUUUUCCACGAAAAUCAACAAAGUAUUUUUUAACUUAAAAAUACGCCAAGACCUGCAAGGAUCUGGGAGCCCAGAUGUUACAGAAUACUCUGUGAAGCAGAUGGAGGGUUUGAGUGUUGGUUUGAAUGGUCUGGGCCCCCUCAACUGGGUUGGCAAAAAGGUAUUGAUGGGUAUGAUCCAGGAGAGUGUUACCAAUAUUAUGGAACAACGAGGGAAGGAAAUUAUCAGGGCUGAAUUGAGCAGAGUGUCUAUAGUGGAUCAGCUUUCAUUUAGCUUAUUCAAUCCAAAACUUAUUUAAACCAGUUUAAACCAAGAAGGAUUAAUACUUGUCUAAUUUUAACCCGUUUUACUAAAAAAGAAAAUGUUAUUUUAAGAGUAUUUGACAAACGUUGUAAAAAUGUAUUUAACCCUUUUAUUUUCUAUAUAUAUAUAUAUAUAUGUUUAUCUAAAGAUUAUCAUUGUCCUUAAAAAGGUUUUGGAUUUAAUACUUGGCAAUUGAUUGAUAGAUUAUACAGGGUGACCCAUUUAACAUGAAAGUAUGUAAAGACUCGACUUUUUUUCCGAUAUUUGGUAUGACAAAAUGAGUGUAUCAAAACAUGCUUGUAUGAGAAUUUCCGAAAGUGGUGUCUUCCUUUUUUGCAUCUUUAAAAUGACGGUGAUAUUAACAUUUAAACAAUUUUUCUGUUAUUAGCUAAAUGGCAAUCUGGAAAAGUUCAAAAUAACUUAAUUAACUUGAAGGUUCAAAAAUAAAAGACCUCAUUUUGGAAAUCCUGAGACUAGUUGUCUUAAACAUAAAGUGUAUUAACUGGGAUAUUGUGAUAUAAUGCCGCGUCGAACAAAAAGGAUUUAGAUUAUGUUAAUUUAUUUCCAUAUUUAUUGGGUCACCAUGUAUCAACUAUAAUAACAGUAUAAUAUAUUGACAGGACAAACAUACCAGUAGCUUUACAAACUUAGGACAAGGACUAACGUAGGACAAGAAAACAUUCUACCAUUGUAAAAUAUUUAUUUACAAUGGUAGACCCAAGGACCACAAUUACCAUAAUCUUGCUAAGAGGAGACUGUUUAAUUGGGCAUACUUUUCUAUUUUGUCUAAUAUACAGGGUUACCAUAACAAAAUGAGACUUUUUAGACGACUACAUAGAAUGUAUUUGGCUUUCUUUUAUAAAUUCAUGGUUCUCAGUAGCUGUAAAUCAUCUGAUGUAACAAUUGAAAACUAUUUUAAGAUUAAAAACCUAUCUCAACCUCUAGAAAGUUAAUUUAAAAGAGUUUAAGGUCGUCAUUAGAGUUGCAUUCUUUGUGGGUAACCCUGUAGUCUGUACAGUUUUCUCUAGCUCCUUAUAAGUCCGUACGGUACAGAGAUUUUUACCCCUGCAAAUAAAAUAUUGAUAUCUCGUUUUUUGUCCUACGUUUGUCCUUUUAAAUAAACCAAUAAAAUGUAAUUUUGUGUUUAAUUUUGAAGCCCUUGAAAGUAUUAUAUACAUGCAGGGUUAUCAACAAAGGAUGAGAUUGUAAAUACGACCUGAAUUCUUUAAACCUGACGAUUCCAAGCUUAAAUUAAGUCUUCUUCUGUGAAUACAGACUUCUAAUGGCUAAAUCAAUGAUUAGGCAAUGAAAGAAACAAGUUUACGAUUGCAGAGAAUAAUAAUUAUAAGGAAAUAGACAGUGUAAAUUCUGUACAGUCGUCUCUGAAGUCUCGUCCUUUAUGGGUAACCCUUUAUAUUCUUGUACAAUAAAUAGAUAUAUUUCGAUGUGCUCUGUACAUAUAUAUAUGUGUAUCUUUACAGUACAGUGUAACAUAUAUAAUUACAAAUCAGAAAGAUUUAUUAUUACAAUUCAUAUACAUUUAAUGAUAAUAAUAGACUUUCAAUUUACUAGUUAUUUAUAUUUUAUAAUAGAAACUAAUAAAAAAUAUGUGUUUAUGAUUUUUUUCAAAUUCUUUUUAAGAAACUGUGUUUGCCUCACAAUCUGAUUUCCUAAUCCGUAUAUCUUUGCAACCUUAUGUCUUAGAUCUUUGAUAUUUUAACUAUGAAUUCUGCUUAAUCAAAGAGCCUAAGAUCCUAUAAACCUAUAAACUGAUCUGAUACAGUAUACAAUAUACAACAUAAAUAAAUUGAUCGUGUUUUUCAUGCAAUUAUAAUUACUAGGAAAACCUUUUGAGUAGUUGCCACAAACUCCAAUUUCCGAAUCCCCAUAUCUUUGAAAACUAAUGUUGUAAACCUUUGAUAUUCCAAACAUA